ACCGCNCGGGCCGCGCCCGGACGGCGGCCCAGGUUUCACCAGGAGACACCUAACCCUGGGCCGGGAUCAUCCCCUGCUCGUCAGCCGCCAGGAGCGAGGUUCCAUCCGAGGGAAGGGCUGUGACAGAUGGACAAUAUGUCUAUUACCAACACCCCAACAAGCAACGACGCCUGUCUGAGCAUCGUGCACAGCCUGAUGUGCCACCGGCAGGGCGGGGAGAGCGAGACCUUCGCCAAGCGCGCCAUCGAGAGCCUGGUGAAGAAGCUGAAGGAGAAGAAGGAUGAGCUGGAUUCUCUGAUCACGGCUAUCACCACCAACGGGGCUCACCCCAGCAAGUGUGUCACCAUUCAGAGAACGCUGGACGGCAGGCUGCAGGUGGCCGGCCGCAAGGGCUUCCCCCACGUCAUCUACGCCCGUCUGUGGCGCUGGCCCGACCUGCACAAGAACGAGCUGAAGCACGUCAAGUACUGCCAGUACGCCUUCGACCUGAAAUGCGACAGUGUCUGCGUCAACCCCUACCACUACGAGCGCGUGGUGUCACCCGGCAUCGAUCUCUCGGGGCUGACGCUGCAGAGUUCGGCUCCCUCCAGCAUGCUGGUGAAGGACGAGUACGUGCACGACUACGAGGGGCAGCCGUCGCUGUCGUCGGCCGAGGGCCACUCGGUGCAGACCAUCCAGCACCCGCCCAGCAACCGGGCGUCCUCGGAGCCCUACAGCGCCCCGGCCAUGCUGGCCCCCGCCGAGGCCAGCACCACCAGCACCACCAACUUCCCCAACAUUCCCGUGGCCUCCACAAGUCAACCUCCCAGUAUAUUGACAGGUAGCCAUAGUGAUGGACUCUUACAGAUUGCUUCAGGGCCGGGAGCUCAGCAGAAUGGGUUCACAGCCCAGCCAGCCACUUACCACCACAACAGUACCACCAGCUGGACCGGGAGCCGCACGGCCGCCUACACCCCGACCAUCCCGCACCACCAGAACGGACACCUGCAGCACCACCCGCCCAUGCACCCCGGGCACUACUGGCCAGUCCACAACGAGCUCGCAUUCCAGCCUCCUAUAUCCAACCAUCCCGGUGAGUACAGCCUGAAACGCGGUGGGAGAUGUGUGUCGUGAGGAGCAGAGCAGCCUCGCUGCCGUAAACCGGGGUUCAGACGGGGGUUGUCCCAGCCGGGGUUCAGAUGGGGUUUGUCCCAGCCGGGGUUCAGACGGGGUUUGUCCCAGCCGGGGUUCAGACGGGGUUUGUCCCAGCCGGGGUUCAGACGGGGUUUGUCCCAGCCGGGGUUCAGACGGGGUUUGUCCCAUCCUUUGGGACACCUGGGUUUGGUUCGGGCGCCCCGGCCAGGCCCCAGGGCAGCGCUGUGCCGCCCCCAGAGCCCCCCGGGACCCCCGGCACAGACAGAGCCCUCGGGCCCCCUGUCCUUCCUGUGCCUUCCGUCAACUUGAGAACUUGUCCCUUCUCGCUGGGGCAGCUCUCUCUGCCGCAGCUCAAGGUGGUGGUGUGUGUUCAACAGGUGAUAUUGUGUGUUCAACAGGUGAUAUUGUGUGUUCAACAGGUGAUAUUGUGUGUUUAAAAGGUGGUAUUUUGUGUUUAACAAGUGAUGUUUUGUGUUUAAGAGGUGAUGUUUUGUGUUUAACAGGUGAUGUUUUGUGUUUAAUAGGUGAUAUUUUGUGUUUAAAAGGUGAUGUUUUGUGUUUAAAAGGUGAUGUUUUGUGUUUAACGCUGCUCCCUGCAGAGGAGCAGUGAGACACUCAAAAAGCCAAAAGGUUUAACUUGCCAGCAGUAAAAUGUUGGUAACUGCUGGGCAGAUUUACCUGUAGCUGAAUUUCAGGUGGAAUUGCCACUUUGGCAGUGUUUGACGUUGUUUGGUGUCUCUCAGGGUGUUGAUUUCAGGGCUGUGGCUGCCCCAGCCCUGGCGGUGUCCCCGGCCAGGCUGGAUGAGGUUUGGAGCGGCCUGGGGCAGUGGAGGUGACGCUGCCAUGGCAGGGUCAGGAUGAGAUGAGCCCUCAGCUCCCUCCUAGCCCAGCCCAUUCUGGGAUCCCACGGUUUGGGAACUCCUGGGAAGGUUUUGCUGAUGGGAUGGGAUCCCUGCGGCCAGCCUGGAACCCCAGGACGCAGAGAGAGCGGGGCUGGCGGCAGUCUGGGGCUCCCGGGUGUCCUCGGGGAGCAGCCCUGGCACACAGCCAGCUCUGGUGGCACAGCGGUGACUGGGACCUGCCGGUGCUCUCAGCGCACCUUGGGGCUCAGGGGAUGCUCCAGGGAGAGCUGCUCCCCUGGCAGGGUGGGGAUGGGGCUGCAGGAGACGCCUUUCCUUUGGGGCCAGCUCUCCGCAGGAGCUCCUCUGCUUUCAGAGCACACCCCUGUGCUCUGUCCCGUCCCCGGCGCUCUGCACGGACAGCAUCGCUGGGAGAUCUGGGGUCUGCCUCCCCCGUGCCCUGCUCCCCAGCUCCAGGGGCUGCAGACGUCAGGGGGAUCCCUUCCAGAGGAGGAAAACCCUUCUGGGGAGGAGGAUCCUUCCUGGAGAGCAGGAAAACCCUUCCAGGUGCAGGAUCCUUCCUGGAAAAUGGGAUAACCCUUCCAGGUGCUGGAUCCUUCCUGGAGAGGAGGAGAACCCUUUGAGGUGCAGGAUCCUUCCUGGAAAAGGGGAUAACCCUUCUAAGGUGGAGGGUCCUUCUUCUUGGAAGGGUUUUCCUUCUCUCCAGUAAGGAUCCUGCACCUGGGAAGGGUUAUCCCAUUUUCCAGGAAGGAUCCUCCACCUGGGAAGGGUUAUCCCAUUUUCCAGGAAGGAUCCUGCACCUCCGAAGGGAUUUCCUCCUCUCCAGGAUGGAUCCUGCCCCUGGAAGGGUUAUCCCAUUUUCCAGGAUGGAUCCUGCCCCUGGAAGGGUUAUCCCAUUUUCCAGGAUGGA
Parus major (Great Tit) is the source of this 2904-nucleotide messenger RNA. It is a transcript of the gene SMAD4, whose product is annotated as SMAD family member 4. Lineage: Eukaryota; Metazoa; Chordata; Aves; Passeriformes; Paridae. Bases 127 to 1113 code for a protein of 328 amino acids. Gene Ontology annotation, cellular component: heteromeric SMAD protein complex. Gene Ontology annotation, molecular function: RNA polymerase II cis-regulatory region sequence-specific DNA binding; I-SMAD binding; DNA-binding transcription factor activity, RNA polymerase II-specific. The record is from RefSeq and is a predicted model, not a curated record. The transcript has 8 exons. Gene Ontology annotation, biological process: SMAD protein signal transduction; transforming growth factor beta receptor signaling pathway; BMP signaling pathway.